GUUCUUGUGUUGGUGCUGGUACAUUCACCGUUGAUUACUCGUGGGCGGAGUCACGUUCCGCCGUGAGUGUCGCGAUUUCGAGCGCCGAAUCUUCGAGUUGGCGGACGAGCCGGUCGAGUUGCUCCUGCGUCAACGUCGCGAGAUUGAGGUCGACCAUGAUCUACCGGUGUUCGUUCAAGAAGCAGACGGGCGUGAGCCUCAAGAACAUGAUGGCGCACGGCGCCUUCCCCACGGAGCGCAAUCUGCUAUCCUCCGCGCAGUUCCUGCAGCAGGAGCUGCCCGUCCGCCUCGCCCACCGCGUCACGGAGCUCGAGAACCUCCCCUACGGCCUCUCCACCAAAGCCCCCGUGCUCAAGGUGCGCGACUGGUACGUGGACUCGUUCAAGGACAUCCGCGGGUUCCUGGCUAUUGAGAGUCGCGAGGAGGAGCUGCGUUUCACACACCUGCUGGCGCAAGUCAAGAUGCGCCACAACAACGUCAUCCCCACGAUGGCGAUGGGAAUCAACGAGUUGAAGCAGGACCUGGGGCGCAAGGGGCGGCUGGACGACCUCCUCGAGAUCCACCAAUUCCUCGAUCGCUUCUACAUGUCACGCAUUGGCAUCCGCAUGCUCAUUGGUCAGCACGUCGCUUUGCACGACCCCAACCCGCCCCCCGACUUCAAUGGGCUCAUCUGCACCAAGGUGUCGCCAGUGGAUGUGGCGCGCAAUGCAGUGGAGGAUGCACGGUCGGCAUGCAUGCGCACGUACGGCUCUGCGCCAGAGGUGGAGAUUUACGGCGACCCGGACUUCACAUUCGCCUACGUGCCAACGCAUCUGCACCAGAUGGUGUUUGAGCUGUGCAAGAACUCCCUACGCGCCGUGCAGGAGCGAUUCGCCGAUGCUGACACAGACCCGCCGCCCAUCCGCGUGGUGGUGGCGGAUGGGAUUGAGGAUGUGACCAUAAAGAUAUCAGAUGAGGGGGGUGGCAUCCCGCGUAGUGGCCUACCCCGCAUCUGGACAUACCUCUACAGCACGGCCCGCUCGCCUGCUGCUGGUGGUGCUCUGCAGGACACACCCUCCAUCAUGUGCGUGCCAGUGUCUUCCUCCGGCGCGGCGCACGCUAGCGCGGUUCCCUCCGCGAACCCCCCUUCCCCGAGCGACGAUCCGCUUGGCGCGGAGCGGCAGUACCGCGGAGUGCGGCAGCGGCGGUGGGGGCGGUGGGUUUCGGAGAUCCGCGAGCCACGGCGGGGUUUGCGCAUCUGGCUGGGGUCGCACAGCAGCGCGGAGCAGGCGGCGCGAGUGUACGACGUCGCCGUGCGACUGCUGCGAGGUAACGGCGCGAUCCUGAACUUCCCGGACGACCAGCGCGAGGUGCCUCUGCCUCCCGCCAUCGCCGAGUCCCUUAUCCACGCCUGCGCGGCCCUCUCCGCCAACGCGCCUGUCUCCGCCAACGCGCCUCUCUCCGCCGACGCGCCUCUCUCCGCCGAUGCGCCUCUCUCCGCCGACGCGCCUCUCUCCGCGCCUGACUCACAGCGUCCCGCUGUCAGCGCCGCUGCCCUCUCCGCCCCUCACGCGCUGCCUGCUGCUGCCGACACAGGCGAGUAUUGCGCUGCUCUCGCUGCCCCUGGUCUGCUCCAGUCGCCCUCGCGCGUGGAAGGAGAGGCGAGGCCGAAGGAGGCAAUGGGCUUGGCUGUUGCGGCGGCUGUGAUGCGCAGUGGAGCGGGCGGCAUUGGGACGUGUGGCAGUGGGGCAGGCGGCACUGUGGGCAGUGGUGGCGAGGAGGAGCGAGUGGAGGAGGAAGUGGUAGAGGAGAUGGAGGAGGAUCAACAGGAGAUGCUGCAGCAGCAGCAGGAUGAGCAGCAGGCGAAGGAGCAGGAGGUGUGGGGGCAUGAGUUGGAGACGUUGCUAGCUUGCGAGCAACAGAUUAGGCAGCAGGUGGCGGAGGAGCAGGGGGCGGAGGAGCAGGUGGCGGAGGAGCAGGGGGCGGAGGAGCAGGUGGCGGAGGAGCAGGGGGCGGAGGAGCAGGUGGAGGAAGAGCAAGCGGCGGGGGAGCAGGUUGGGGGGGAGCAGGUGGGGGGGAAGCAGGUGAGGGGGGAGCAGGUGGGGAGGGAGCAGGUGGGGGAGGAGCAGGUGGGGGAGGAGCAGUCGGGGGAAGAGCGGGUGGAAGGGGAGCAGGCGGGGCAGGUUGAUUGGUUGCUGGCAUGCGAGCAGCUGCCAGUUGAUGAGUUCACCACGUGUGAUUCCCAGGUUGCUCUGCUCGCAUGUGAUGCUGGUGGCCAUGAUGGUGGUGAUGCUCGUGCCACACUUGCUGCUCAUACCCUUUCUGCUCACUCGCUUGCUGCUGUGAGUGAGCCGGCGGUUGGGGCUGGGGAGGAGAGAGGGCGCGGAGGAGUGGCAGCGAUGGGACGCAUCACCACCAUCUUCCCCCUGCUCCUCCCCAUCCUCUCUUUCCUCUCCCACGUCCCCACUGCCUCCCCCAUGCGCAUCCCUGCACACGCCACCACCACCCACCCAGCACCUGAGGCACUGUGA
Molecule: messenger RNA, 2510 nt
Organism: Closterium sp. Naga37s-1
Lineage: Eukaryota; Viridiplantae; Streptophyta; Zygnematophyceae; Desmidiales; Closteriaceae
Source: the annotation of a GenBank genome assembly